Suillus discolor is the source of this 1347-nucleotide messenger RNA. Its product is annotated as plant expansin. Bases 218 to 1168 code for a protein of 316 amino acids. The record is from RefSeq and is a predicted model, not a curated record. The transcript is spliced from 5 exons. NCBI's taxonomy places the organism in Eukaryota, Fungi, Basidiomycota, Agaricomycetes, Boletales, Suillaceae.
AGUCACAUCAACUUUUUUGGUUAUUCGCUUGGUUGACUUUCCUUUUAACUUGCUUCGACCCUUCUCUGUGUUUUGCUCGUCGUUGUAUCACUUCCACGACUUUAUAUCCUGUAGCGACAGUCACUCCUUUGUCCAAACGCUCCUUCGCUAUACCUAUACCCUCAAAAACAACCAUCCCAAACCUCACCUGACUUUCGGUCUAUAGUUCUCAACGCUAAUGUUUUCUAUCUUCCUCCUCGUUGCUGCGGUCCUUCCUUUCACGGUUGGUGGUGCGCUUGGACAUAUCCAGCGUGUACGCCAUCAUGAAUUAGCCCAGCGGGCGCGAGGUGACGUGGGCAUACACAAACGCUUCGACAACGCACGCUUCACCUUUUAUGACGUUGGCUUGGGUGCUUGUGGGCAGUACAGCUCUCCUAGUGAUUUCAUUGUCGCCGUCAACGUCAUACAGUAUGGUCCUGGUUUCCCAGGUCCGCUGUGUUUCAAGCCCAUUACUAUCUCCUGUGGGGGCAAAACUGCCCAGGCCACUAUCAUGGAUAAAUGUAUGGGGUGCCCGGACGGCGGGCUUGACUUCUCUAAGGGUCUCUUCGAUUUCUUCGCUUCUGAAGAUGCAGGCGUUUUGUACGGAAUGUGGUGGUUCAAUGAUGACGUCAGCGAACUUCCUACACCAUCCAUGAGCCCCGAAUGGACGCCCACGCCGAUCCCCGCUUUGUCCACGCCUACGCCUACACCUACGCCUACGCCUACGUUCACAUAUGUGUCAUACCAACACCAUCAAGCCGCUGACACCACAUCCACAGUCGAAACCAGUACUACUUCUGUGACCCCCGCCAGUACUCCUUCUCCAACCGAAAGUAGCACUACUUCUGAGACUCCCACCAGCACUCCUUCUACAACCGAAACUAGCACUACUUCUCCAACACCCACUAGCACCCCUUCUGAAACACCCACCAGCACCCCUUCUGCGACUGAAACCAGCACCACUGCUACUGCUACAAACUCUUCAAUCUCGAUGACCUACGGCACAGAUAUACCAAUUCCUACUGGCGCUGUAGCCAUACCCGUACCCGUACCUGCACCCAACUCUGCAAAUCCACAAAACAUCGAGAUUCUCGGUGAAGCCCUCGUCGGCAUUGGCAUGUUGGUUGUAGGGAGUAAGCAGGGCAAUUAGGCUACUUUUGGCAAAGGCUGCUCUUUCUCCAUCUAUUCUUAAUACGUAACCAAGACUGCCGUGAUGGUUCUGAAUUAGUGGGCGAUGAUGUGAUGUACAUUCAUGCGGAACUUCGCUCAGUCCAUUUUUCCAUAAACUCAAUUUGCAUUCGUACAAUAACACAUAAUAUACACGAUCUU